Molecule: messenger RNA, 1220 nt
Organism: Vespa velutina
Lineage: Eukaryota; Metazoa; Arthropoda; Insecta; Hymenoptera; Vespidae
Product: arylalkylamine N-acetyltransferase 1-like
Exons: 4
Coding region: 324-1124 (266 amino acids)
Molecular function (GO): N-acetyltransferase activity
Source: RefSeq, a predicted model, not a curated record
UAUUGCAAAGCGCAGUGUUAGAUUACCACCUCGACGUUGUCGACGCAAUACAACGAGCAUAUCGAGUAGUUGAUUUAGUCAAGAAAAAAAAAGACAUCUACCAUUCGUUUAUAUCAUUUAUUUCGAUUAUAGAUUCUAUCGUUAAUUAGUUAUCGCGUGAAUAUAAUAUAUUUACGUAUUAUAUUACAUUAUAUACAAAUAUACAUACACACACACACACACACACACACAUAUAUAUAUAUAUAUAUAUAUAAAUAAAUUUAUUGUUUGUUUACGGAUUUGUUCGGUGAUCGAUAAUAAAAAGAAUCAAAAGUUCAUUGAUCAUGGAGACCAUUUUGGCGAAUAAGUUGUCACCUACCGCUCGAAUUGGAGAUACUAACAUCGAGCAGAAGGGAAAAACAAAUUUUGUUAAAGAUACUAAGAAAAUGACGAGAUAUACGUUGGCGGAUUCCGCCGAUUCCGUGAUCAACGCCGCUAUGGAUUAUCACAUUGAAAUUAUAACAAGGGACGACAAGCACAGGGUAUUGAAAUUUCUCAGGAGAUUUUUCUUCCGAGACGAACCUCUUAAUCAAAAUAUCGCUCUUAUACCGGAAGGAGAAAAUAGCACGUGUCUCGAAUUGGAAGACUAUUGUAGUAAAUCUUCCCUUGAAAACAAUCUAAGUUUAAUGGCUGUAUCAUCAACCGGUGCCAUCAUUGGCGUUUUAUUAAAUGGAAAAUUAGAGCCAUGCGAGGAAGACGAACCAGAUUAUAUAGAAAACUGUGAAAAUCUUAAAUUUAGAAAGAUAUUAAGGUUUUUGCAUUAUAUGGAUAAGAGUGUGAACGUUGGGAAAUUUCAAGAUCAAAAUAUAUUAGAAAUAAGAAUAAUCUCUGUUGAUACUAAUUGGAGAGGCAAAGGUAUUGCCAAAGCACUUAUUGAAAAAACAAUAGAGAUCGCUAAGGAACAUAAUUUUCAAGCGAUACGUGUUGAUUGUACAUCCAUGUUCUCUGGAAAAUUAUGCGAACGACUUGGUUUUGAAGCAAUAUAUCAAGUGAAAUAUUCCGAUUAUGUUGACGAAAAUGGUAAACCUAUUUUUACACCUGCUCCUCCACAUAUGGCUGCUAAUUCAUAUAUCAAAAGAUUAUAAAAUAAUCGUUUGUAAUCAAUGAUUAUGAAAAGAAUAAUUAAUGUAAUGUUAAGUAAGAGAAAAAAGAAAGCAACAAUUGAGAGAAAGAGAAAGAAA